This is a messenger RNA of Ostrea edulis (European flat oyster), 7437 nucleotides long. Its product is annotated as nephrocystin-3-like. The record is from RefSeq and is a predicted model, not a curated record. NCBI's taxonomy places the organism in Eukaryota, Metazoa, Mollusca, Bivalvia, Ostreida, Ostreidae. The transcript has 28 exons. Gene Ontology annotation, molecular function: protein binding. Bases 365 to 4303 code for a protein of 1312 amino acids.
GGGAGUCUCAUAGUUUUUGUGCGUGUGCUUUUGCUUGACCCCUCUCUGGGAUUUUGAAUUUUUUUUUUAUUUAUUUAUUAUUAUUAUUAUUUUUUUGGUUCUCAAGAAUUAUGGACAAUUGUGAAGUCAGUUCCUCAUAAGACUGUCCAAUCCACCAAUAACCAUUUCUGUUGUUAAAUAUUACGGGGAAAAGUAUUCAAAUAUUACCGGUAAGUUAAAUUAUUUGCAAAGUCGGGAUCGACAUUCAAAAUAUUCAGGAACUUGCAGUUUUUGUUGACGAUGGAAUCACUUCCAAUACUCUGAAUUCAUUACAAAAAGAUUUAAGUAAUGGUUGAAGAAUGUGUAUAUUUUGAUUUGUUACGAAAUGGGCACAGGUGGAUCGUUUCUGCAUAACCCAGAAGAUGACGAUAUUUUUGGCAACGACCUAAAUGGAAGCAGUCAUGGUGUGAUAAAGAGAAUCCCUGUGGAAAUAAAACCCAGAGGAAAGCUGUCGAUAUUUAGUCAUGGCUCCAGCAGAAAUAAGAGGAUUGGGGGUAGUUUACAGUCAGCACUGUCGGUGGAUCUGGAAAAUCCGGAGGCGGAGAAAAUCAAGAAGGAAUUUGAGAUGUACAGACUGAACAAAGAAAAUGAUAUAGCUGACAUAAAGAAAAAGGAGACAAGGUUACAAAUAGAAAACAAAAGACUUCGAGCUGAGCUCCUAGUCCUGCAGAAAACAUGUACCAAUCUAAGGGCGGAAAGAGACCGGGCAAUAGACGCGGAGCAGGCAGCACAAGUCAGAGCAGCAGCAUUUCAAAGUGACAGAGACAAAGUCCAAAGAAAUUUCAAAAUUUUCAGGGAAAAUAUGGAAUUACAACUACAGACAUUGCUAAGGGACAAAAGAGCUUUAGAAAAUAAAAUGUUCAAAGUGGCAUCAGGGUAUAGCUUAGAGGACUCAGAAACUUCCAACAGACCCGACUUUGAUGCUUCACUGGGAAGUCCAAACCCAGGAGACUGGUGGACUGCCCUGGAAAGUGAACCUUCGCUAAGUAACAUCAGCCAGGGGCACCAGACAACACUGAGGGGACCAGAAUUUGCCCAGUGCAUGAUGGAGACUGAGGGACCUUUUAACAACAUUAACAGAGAGGACUGGAGUUCAGUAAUGACCAGCAUGACUAAGAUCAUUCCUAGUCUCCCGGAGCAUGCCCUCAGUCCUGUCAUCCGAAUCUACGUAUCGGCUCCCCGCGAUACUCAGGUAGAGGUGGAGAUAUUUCAGAAGGAGUAUUUCCCUCACCUGGCUUCGCUUUGUAAUGGAGGAGGAAGGGAGUUAAUCGUGAUACAUUUGACACUGGACGACACUAUUAACCUUACAGGACAGGCUAUCGAAAGACAGCAGCUGACCAGAAAGAGGCAGAUAGAAAAGGCGUCCAUUUUUGUUGGUUUUCUAGGAGAUGCCACAGACAGGUUCACUAGCUGGGAGUACAAGUUUGGUUAUUUAGAAAACAGUAGCAAUGUGUCAGCUGUAUUUUCCUUCAGAGAUGGAAAGGGUGGCAGAGCCAGUCACACAGAAGCAAGUGAACUGAAAAACCAAGUCAGACAGAAAGGAAACGCCAAAAUAAUGGAUGGUUACACUGCACCUUCACGUGGAGUAGAGCAAGCAGUGGCAGAAAUUGAAAAAAUGAUCAAAACGGAGGUGGGUAUGGACACUGGACAUGAAAGAAUUGAGGAUGAAGAAAAUGUGGCUGGGGAAAUUGAAGGACCUGACAAAAUAUGUGGAGGACAAGUCUGGGACACACAUGGAGACUAUGAACAGAUGGAGGCAUUUCAUUUUGCCAUAAAAUCCAGCUGUGAACUUGGGUUUGAGAAGCAUUAUGAGAGACUAAAUGCUCACAUUUCCUCAGCCGGACUUCUUCCUCCAUUACUAAUCAGUGGUGCUCCAGGAUCUGGACGGUCAUUGCUGUUGGCUCAAUGGAUGAAUCUACAGCACGAGAAGACCCCCUCUGGUCUGGUCUUGUACCACUUUGUGGGUUCAGAAUCGUCAGUCAGUGCUGAUCCCGUCUUCAUGAUCAGGAGACUGACCUCACAACUGAUGCAGAAGGUGAACUCGCCACCAGCUUUGACUGCUGAUCCAAUCAGAUUAGUGGAGGAAUUUCCACGAUGGCUGGAAAAGGUUUCCGAGAAGACUCCUGGUGGAGUCAUACUAGUUCUAGAUUCAAUUGACAGAUUUCAGCAAGCAGAAAUUCACCUAAAAUGGCUGUUGGAUCCGUUACCUGUGGAUGUUAGGGUCAUCGUGACAGCAGACGAGGAAACCUGUCCUCAGGCCUGGAGAUCAUGGCCAACACUGCAUGUGGAACCACUCAGCAAUAAGAACGUGAAGGAGUUGAUCCAUGCUGAGCUUGCCACAAUGGAUGCCCAGAUUGGUUCAGAGGACAGCUUGAUCUUGACUCACUGUCGAACGCCGGCGACCUGUAGCCCUCUCUAUGUCAUGGUGCUGGCCAGGCACAUUGCAGGGUAUUUAAAACAUGAUGGUCAGGUUGGAUCACAGCUGGAUGUGUUGUUAACCUGUCAGGAUUGUGUCAGUCUGUAUGCCAAAAUUCUGGAUCUUCUGCGGAUUAGUCUGGAAUCUCAGGAAACAAGGGGCUCUCUGAAAUGUAUAUUACGAUACUUGUACGCCAGUCGGAGUGGACUCAGUGAGGUUGAGUUGAUGGCCUUGAUUCCCAAUCUGUCUUGGAAUUUUCUGGCCAUAUUCACAGAGGUCCUAACCGACCACUUGGUGCUGAAGUACCAGGGGGGACUACUCUCAUUUGCCCACGAACAGAUUAGAAGUGCCGUGCAGGAUUACUGUUUUGGAAAAGAUGAGACUAGAUUGGUGGACCAACAUAGGAAAGAUCUGACUAAAUAUUUCUCUCAGUUUAUGAGCCCGGGGCAGGUUACGUGCCGUGUUGCAGACGAGUUACCAUGGCUACUGAAGAUCGAAGGCGACAAGGAGAGUCUGGAAAAGUGUAUACUGAACCUCUGUAUAUUCCAGAGACUGUAUGCAAGGGGGAGAUGUGCAGAGUUAAUUAGCCACUGGCAGUUUAUCACCACCGACAAAAACAGCAUGGCUCAGGCUUACUUCACCGCUACCAGGAAGAUGGAGGAAGUUGUAGGACAACAUGGAGGACUGAUCACUCUCCCUCGUAUUGCCGACAUGUAUGAAUCUCUUGGACGAUUCCUCAAAGACUUGGGACUCCUGAAUCAGGCUGUUCCAGCUUUGCAAAGAGCCUUGGAGAUCAGAGAGAUAGCUCUUGAUCCAGACCAUCCAGUUGUAGCGAGAUCCCACCACCAGCUAGCUGGACUUCAUGCUCAGUGGGGGAAGUUCUCCACAGCAGAGGCUUUCUACAAGCAGGCGCUGGACAUUUAUGUGGACAGAUAUGGAUCUGACCACUACCUGGUUGCCAAGGAGCUAGAUGCUCUUGCUGUUCUCUAUCAAAAACAGGACAAACAUGAUCUUGCAGAACCUCUUAAGAAGAGAGCUGUGUCUAUAAGGAAGAAAGUGAAAACACCUCGAUCUAAUUCUGGCCAGAUGAAAUCAGUUGUACAGAGGAGAGCUCUUCAGCUGGAGGAGUUAGCAAUAGGCCCAGAUUCAUCAGACCUUGCAAGAACCCUUAAUGAGCUAGGAGUUCUACACUACUUACAAAAUGACUUUGAAGCCUCAGAGUCUCUGCUGAAGAGAUCGCUGGAGAUGAGAGAAGCUACCCUAGGCUCUGAUCAUCCUGAUAUUGCCCAAUCUCUGAACAAUCUGGCUGCUCUGUACAACGAUAGAAAACAGUAUGACAAAGCAGAACCUCUGUAUGAGAGAGCUCUACAAAUAAGGUUAAAGCAUUUCAGUGUAAACCAUGACAGUGUGGCCUCAGUUAUAAAACACCUGGCGCUUCUCUACAGGAAACAGGGUAAAUUUGAGUUGGCGGAACCGCUGUAUAAGCGAGCUAUAGAGAUUCGUGAGAAGUCCUUUGGUUCUGAACACCCUUCUGUGGCCACAGCCUGUGUUAAUUUAGCUGUGUUAUACUCCCAACAGAACAAAUAUACUGAUGCCGAACCUCUUUAUAAAAGAGCCCUUCAGAUUUAUGAGGAAAGCAUGGGUCCACACCAUCCCAGGGUUGCGGAAACACUCAGGAAUUUAGCUGUCAUGAAAUAUGAAAUGAGGGAUUUUGAAACUGCAGCCAAACUGUACAAAAGAGCCACAGAAAUCAAGGAUGGUGAUAACUCAUAUGGGGUUAAGGUCUUGUCAAGGAGGUGUUCCAGCAGUGACACAAAUUCUACUGUGAAACUCAUCAUGAACUCAUAGUUAGAGGCAUUGUACAAGAACUUCAAGGUUCAUUAAGAAUUUAUCUUUAGGUAUUUAAUUACAAUAUUCAUCUGUACUCCAGCAAGCCAGUGGUUCUCCGUGAUACUCUCACUAUCACGUAUGUUUUUUUUAUACCGUGUAACUUAUGAAUAUGAUGAGUGUAACCGAGGCUUGUACUUGUGGUAAUUUUUGCAUUGACUCUUAUUACAAAAAAAAAACUUGUGCCAAAGAUAUGCUGGUGUUCAGUGAUAGCAAACCUCAUGUGUGGAAUACUGGUAGUUUAUGGAACAUUUUCUGAUUGCAUUUUGUUCAGCAAUAUUAACUUGUUGUAAAAUGUUUUUCAUGUUACCGUGGUAACAUGUUUCUCAUCUUACCAUGGUAUCUCAUCUCAUGUAUUUAUUGAAAAUCUACACAAGAGUUCAUAAAUAAUGGCGGUCUAUUAAACACAACCCAACAAGCAGUAACUUAAAAAUCCAGCCUGGCCUCUGUACUGGUAAAAAUACCUUUUUGAUGAAGAAAAAUUACCAUUAUUAUCUCUAUGAAUAAUAAAAUCUAUGGAAUCAUACCCUCAGAGACAGCUUUACUUAAAAAAUUACUGUCGUCUUGGAGACAUUUUUCAAAUGGGCAAUUCUCAGUGUAAGUGGAGGAGGGUGUUUCAGCAGGUCAUAAUCAAAUUACACAGAUGAACUAGAAAUGAUCACCUUAAUCUAGUUCAGAUAAAGACAGCAAUACUUAGACAGACAUCGUGGCGUUGUGAUGUCACACAAGAUAAGCAAUCAUCGUGGACUACCUACAUUUGUAAAUGAUUUUCAUGAUGUAGUUACACUGGAAAUGAUACUCCAAUUUUAAGUGAACAGCAGUGAUUUCCUUGUGGCUGCAUGUUGAAGUAACAGGAUUUAAUUGUGACUUAUAAUCAAACGACACGAUUCAAUAACACUUCCUGAAUUUCUCAUCUUUUAGAAUAUUAAUAAGACAAAUAGAAAUAUGUGUGUAAGAAAUAAGACGUCAUUUCCAUAAUAAAAGUGGGAUGUAGGGUGUACAGUUUGAUGCAAUAUGUACUCUACACUUUCGAUUUUUUAAAAAACAACUGUAUAUUGUGAUUAUAUUUUUCAGAAGACGGUUUUCUUAUUCACAAACAAAAACUUUAUGUCGUGAAGUCUUUGAUAAAUGCAAUAACCAAAAGUAUUCUCACAAGUUUUACUUUACAAGCUACUGAAGUCAAUCAAACCAGAUUAUGUGAAGUGUUGUGUUGAAUCAUGUAUGUGAUAAUUCAUAAUCAGUUUCAAAUCAUCAGAAAAUAACUGUAUUGUCCUUGUUUCAAAACUGAAGAAAAUGUCUGUUAAAGGGUAGGGAAUCAAGUAAACUGAAGAAUGAGGUAAUACCAUACGUGAGCUAAAGAAAAAUGUGUUUUUUGUGGAAUAACACACACACAUACCCUGGAAUAAAAUUAUUGCAUCAGACUAUAUGUUCAAAUCUAGUAUAACCUGAUAAUCAUUGUUUAAUGUUAGCUGAACAAGAGGAACAGUAUAGUGAAUUUAGUAGCUGCCCUUUGGUUGGUUGGAGCUAAUACUAGACCACAAACACUGAAAUCUACCGUGUACUUACAAGAUUAUAAGUGUGAUAACUACCUUUCAAUGUGCACAUUUUUGUGACACACAUAUACCAUAGUUGGCUAAUUUUAAGGUUUCACAUUACAGUGAUAGCAGAUUCCAUAUUGGUUAUCUUUAAUUAUUACUUGCGUGUAUGAGAAGAAAAAUAAAUAUUUGUAGGCUAGAUUUGAAAAUUAGCAUGUUGAAGUUGUUUAUUUUGUAGAACCACCAAAUUAUCCUUUAAUCAAUAAAUCAGUAUUACCAGAAGCAGACUUAUUUUAGUCCGUCCUAUUAAUAUUCAAUCCGUCCCCAGCAGCUGUCUCAGUUGAUUUCUAUUUGCCCAUAUUUUGUUUUGAACUUGUUCAGAAAGGCGUAGUGUAACAAUAAUGUUAUGAUGUACACUGAAAUUGAGUUUUUCUGUGUUGAAGUUUUGACUUCAGUAAUGAAGGUUAAACGUUGCCCGUGAUGUGAUUGGUUGUUGGAAAUUGAGUUUUUCUGCGUUGAAGUUUUGACUUCAGUAAUGACGGUUAAACGUUGCCCGUGAUGUGAUUGGUUAUUUUCUAAGAUUCAAAAACAACUGGCCACACAAAAUUUGGUGCAUGUAUAAUCCUGAUAAUGUGCUUACAUGAAUAUAAAAAAUAACCUUCAGCCAGAUAAACUCAUUGAUUGAUGUCAAAAGUAUUACCAUUUUUAACAUGCAUGAUCAUUAGAUCUGAUAUUUUCAAUACACAUUCUGUAUACAAACCCUGGUAUUGAAUUAAGAAAUAUUUUACUCCGUUGUUUAAAUGACAAGAUGCUGUUCUUUUUAGUAUACCAGGUAUGUUUUCUCAAAAUCUGUGAUCAGUUUGAACUGCUGAAUGGUGAUUUAUAUUAGUUUUAAACUGUGAUGAGUUCGAUUUGAGGUUUUGAAUUCAAAGUGUGAAAGAUAUAGAAUUUUUAUUCAAGAUUUUUAUAUACAUAUGUAUAAAAAUUAUGCAUUUAUAUUAAUUUACAAUAAUUCAGUCUGUGAUUAUUGGUGUGUUAUAUGACAAAGGAACAGCUUGUUUUUGAUGCCAUUUUGUUUUAACAUUGUGUAUAAUUUCCUAUAAAUGAUUGAAUUUAGAGUAUCAUUGGGCUGAAAUGUGUGCAGUAUUUGAGGUUGUCAGUCCUACAACUUUUGUAAGUCUUUUGAAAUUGCCAUCCAUUUUACAUUUAUUACGUUAUGAUUUGCAUACAUGUUCUAUGUUGUUUUUAAAAGUGUGCAAAAGAUAUUUAGCUUUAUUCUGUCAAAAGGUUACCUACUAUAAGUCCUUCUAUACUAGAGUUGAUCAUACAAGAUUGGAUAGAUGUAUAGAAAGUGCAAACAUUCUUCUCCUUUAACACUGUUCUAUAUUUUAUAGAUUUGAUGAUAUGCAAUAAUAUUGUGGUUUAAUUGAUGAAAUAUGAUUAUGAAAACUUUGGAAAGCUGCAAUGACCUCGACAUAUUUCCAAUACUUCAUGUAUGCACAAUAAGUUGCUGUUGAAAUCCAUCUUUUAUCUAUUCAUAAAUUAUUAUUGAAAUAGAUA